AUGAACACCAUGCGCAAGCACUGGCAGAACAAGCACAGCUGGUCGCCAUAUCCCAGCCGUGGCCGUACAGCGCCACAAAAGCGUACGGCAGCACAGGAUGAGGUGGACAGAUCAUGCCAGAAGGUGCAGUUCCAGCAGGUAUUUGCAUCGCGCAAGGGCUCCCACUAUCCAACAGGUGGGGGUGGAAUGGACGUCCAUUCCAUUCAGGGCCGGAGUGGAUAUGAAAUACAACAUAUCCAAAUCAAAAGCGAUAAUUCCGCCGGGAAGGGGUUAAAUUUUAGUGUCAAAGUCAAUGAGUUGAGGCAACGGAGCGGCGCAAAGCGGUGCAAGAUCAACAAAUCGAACACGCUGGACCCAAACCAGUUGGACGUCAAACCCGUCCAACCAGGAGUCAGAGAUGGAGAGCCAGCAGGGUGA
This is a messenger RNA of Histoplasma mississippiense, 417 nucleotides long. RefSeq lists its product with no specific name. NCBI's taxonomy places the organism in Eukaryota, Fungi, Ascomycota, Eurotiomycetes, Onygenales, Ajellomycetaceae. The transcript has 4 exons. The record is from RefSeq and is a predicted model, not a curated record. Bases 1 to 417 code for a protein of 138 amino acids.